AUGGCCUUGGGAACUGCCAUCGACGCUGGCCUGGACGAGAACGAGUUCUCCGCAAGCUGGUCGUGGCUGAAAGAUUUCAAGAAGGGCUAUCAGCUCUCUAUUCGGGCGCGAACGCGAUGUGGUCAAGACACUCAAGCGGACGGCGAUGCAGCUUUGGCGACGUUUGCGGAUCGGAUUGCCCAUUUCGUCAUGGAACACGAAAUCGAAGUCAUUUGCAAUGCGGACCAAACGGGAGUUAACUACGAGUACCUGCCCACGAAGACUUUCAACGACCGCGCCGCGAGCACAAUUUGGAUCAAGUGUGGCGGCAAGUCCAAGGAACGAGCGACAGCCAUGGUAAUGGCUGACACGACUGGAAAGAAGUACCCGAUGUUCCUGGUUUUGAAGACGGCAGCAUCAAAGGUCAAGAAGGUGGUCCAAGAAAACAAUGCC
Aphanomyces invadans is the source of this 432-nucleotide messenger RNA. RefSeq lists its product as hypothetical. The record is from RefSeq and is a predicted model, not a curated record. The annotation marks the transcript as partial. The transcript has a single exon. Lineage: Eukaryota; Oomycota; Saprolegniomycetes; Saprolegniales; Verrucalvaceae.